AUGUAUAUGACUGUCAAACGUGUGUCAGAGAAACUGUCAGAGCACUUCGGGGCCGACAGCCUGACAAUCUCCAUUCAGGACGGAAAGAAUGCCGGACAGUCGGUGCCGCUGGCAGCUCAUGACAAGGUCGCCAACCGGAAAUACCGUUCUGCCGAAGAGAUGGCCGCGGAGGCACUCAUUUUCAGGAAGUUCUUCUACGACGACAAUGGUCAGCCCUUGCCCUGCUCUCAGUGCUCCUAG
This is a messenger RNA of Dibothriocephalus latus, 240 nucleotides long. The record is from the annotation of a GenBank genome assembly. NCBI's taxonomy places the organism in Eukaryota, Metazoa, Platyhelminthes, Cestoda, Diphyllobothriidea, Diphyllobothriidae.